AUGGAAUUUAGGACUCAACGUAAAGAAGGUGACUUAUCCAAAGCCCCUCCGGUUGAUGUUCAACAAAGCUCAGCUUCAACAGUUGUCCGAACAGACGCAGCUUGGCGAAAAGAAGAUAAGAAAGCUGGUUUUGGCUGGACAGUGAGAUCUGUUACAUCACAUGAGCUUCGCCAAAAGAAACAAGUGGAACAUGUCUCCUCUGCUUUGAUGGCUGAGGGACUCGCUAUCAGAGAAGCUCUGCUAUGCUGCAGACGCCAAGGUCUGAACUCCAUCCACCUACAAUCGGACUCUUCCCAGCUGAUCAGCGCCAUAAACCGCAAAGAACCUCUAACCAAAAUUCAUGGAAUCCUCUCAGAUAUCCUUAAUCUAUGCUGCUCUCCUGCAAUGUUGAUUUCCUUCUCUUGGAUCCCUAGGGACCAAAACUUUGUUGCUGAUUCCUUAUCAAAGGAAGCACUUUGUAUGGUUGGGGCUUUUACUGCUCCCACCUAA
Brassica napus (rape) is the source of this 489-nucleotide messenger RNA. RefSeq lists its product as uncharacterized. NCBI's taxonomy places the organism in Eukaryota, Viridiplantae, Streptophyta, Magnoliopsida, Brassicales, Brassicaceae. The transcript has a single exon. The record is from RefSeq and is a predicted model, not a curated record. Gene Ontology annotation, molecular function: RNA-DNA hybrid ribonuclease activity; nucleic acid binding. Bases 1 to 489 code for a protein of 162 amino acids.